CGCUCCCGCCGGUGGAGUUCAUUCUAUUCAGUGCGGCCUAUCGUCAACAUACAAAAUUAAGCUCUUACGUAUCGUUAGGCGUUUGUCGAACAUAAUGGCCAAUCCUAAGUGUUAUUUUGACAUCACAAUUGGUGGCAAAGAUGAAGGGAGAAUCGUAAUGGAGCUUCGUGCUGAUGUUGUGCCCAAGACGGCAGAGAACUUCCGUGCACUCUGCACUGGUGAAAAAGGUUUUGGCUUCAAGGGUUCAAAGUUUCACCGUGUCAUUCCUGACUUCAUGUGUCAAGGUGGUGACUUUACCAAAGGCAAUGGAACGGGAGGCAAAAGUAUUUAUGGGGAGAAGUUUGCUGAUGAGAACUUCACUCUGAAGCAUGAAGGACCUGGUACCUUGUCUAUGGCAAAUGCCGGACCGAACACAAAUGGAUCACAAUUUUUCCUGUGCACAGUCAAGACUACUUGGUUGGAUGGAAAGCAUGUUGUCUUUGGAAAAGUGGUGGAUGGAAUGGAUGUUGUAAAGAAAAUUGAAAGCAAGGGGUCCGGAAGUGGCACACCUUCAGCACCAGUUGUGAUUAAGGAUUGUGGACAGUUGUAAUUGUUUUUUCUUGUAACAUUGAUCUAUUUUCAAUGGUUUCUCUUCUGUAUGCUCUUUCAAGCUGAGUUUUUGGAACUGUUAAAUUUCGUAAUUUGGUACUUAGUGUCUGACAUGGUUAAUCAUUAGCUCGAAAAGUCUUGUAUACUCUUGUCAUUGAAAUCAUUUCAUUUAAGUACAUUCGUGUCAUGAAAAAAUCAUGUCUUGCUGUAAAUCCUAUUGUCCGUAAAAUGCCAAUAAACUGGCAUGAACUACCACCAGGACAAAUGAUUUGUCUGUUUAUCU
Liolophura sinensis is the source of this 871-nucleotide messenger RNA. RefSeq names its product peptidyl-prolyl cis-trans isomerase-like. Gene Ontology annotation, biological process: protein folding; protein peptidyl-prolyl isomerization. Gene Ontology annotation, cellular component: cytoplasm. The transcript is spliced from 5 exons. The record is from RefSeq and is a predicted model, not a curated record. Lineage: Eukaryota; Metazoa; Mollusca; Polyplacophora; Chitonida; Chitonidae. The coding region runs from base 95 to 589 and encodes 164 amino acids. Gene Ontology annotation, molecular function: cyclosporin A binding; peptidyl-prolyl cis-trans isomerase activity.